Elgaria multicarinata webbii is the source of this 5535-nucleotide messenger RNA. It is a transcript of the gene MN1, whose product is annotated as MN1 proto-oncogene, transcriptional regulator. The coding region runs from base 10 to 3591 and encodes 1193 amino acids. The record is from RefSeq and is a predicted model, not a curated record. The transcript has 2 exons. NCBI's taxonomy places the organism in Eukaryota, Metazoa, Chordata, Lepidosauria, Squamata, Anguidae. Gene Ontology annotation, biological process: regulation of DNA-templated transcription.
GGCGGCGGCAUGUUUGCGCUGGAGCAGUUCGAGCCGCAGGGCGGCGGCGGCCGGAGCGGCGCGCCGGGCGAGCGGGCUGGCGCCUUCGGGCCAGGCUUGGGCACGCACUUCAAGCCGUCGCCUUUCCACGCCGGGACCUCUGGCGGCGAGCCGGCGGCUCUGAGCGCCCUGGGCGAGCCGUCUUCGGCCAUGCUGGCCAUGAACCUGAACUUGCCCGGGGAGGCGUACGGCUUCCCCGCCCCCCGCGGGGGCCACUCGGACUUGCAGCAGGCCCAGCCUGUCCACGGCUUUUUCGGCAACCAGCAGCCCGCUUCCCACGGCGCCCACCAGCCGCCGCCGCCGCCGCACUUCGGAGGCGGCUUCGGGCCCGAGCCCAGCGCCUCGUGCCUGCACGGCGGCCGACUCCUCAGCUACCCGGGCGGCCAGCAGACCUUCGCGGCGGACGGCUACGAGCAGCACCUGGCCGAUGGCGGGGACGGCUUCGGGCAGCAGAGGGCGGGGCCCCUCCAGGACUUCCAGCCGCCGCCGCCGCCGCCGCACCACAACCCCGGCGUGCCCGCCCCGUGCCUCCCGCUGGACCAGUCGCCCAACCGCGCCGCCUCCUUCCACGGCCUGCCCGGAGCCGCCGCCUCGGAGCCGCACGGCCUGGACUCGCAGAGGCGCCUCCCCAGCCAAGGGGCAGCCGCCGUGGAUCCCCUGGAGUACAGUUACCCGAGUAGCGAGGGGCACUUCGACUUGCCCGUCUUUUCGCCGUCGGAGGCCGACGGGCAGCUGCCCCACUACGGGGCCGGCAGGCAGCCGGUCCCGCCGGGCGGGGGCAACUUCCCCGGCCCUUCCUCGGCCUUGCCCCGGGCCCCGGGCGCCCUGGGCGCCAUGGGCAAGGUGCAGCAGCAGCAGCAGCAGCAGCACGGCGUGUUCUUCGAGCGGUUCGGGGGCGCUCGCAAGGUGGCCGUGGGCCUGGAGCCGGGCUUGACCCCUGGCCGGCACCCCUUAAUGCAACAGCCGCACCAGCCGCCGCCGCCUGCCCUCCUGGCCAGACAGAACUCCUGCCCGCCGGCCCUGCCGAGGCAGCAGCCGUGUCCUGAAGGCAGCGCCGCCAACCCGGGCCUGCAGGAUGGCGGCGGCGGCGGCGGCGGCCCGCUUUUGCAAGGCCAGCACGCCCAGUUCGAGUACCCCAUCCACCGGCUGGAGAACAGGAACUUGCAGCACCCCUUCGGGCCGGGCGAGCCGGUCUUCAGCGUGCACCCGCAGGCCCAGCAGCCUCCCAACCAGCGGCUGCAGCACUUCGACGCGCCGCCCUACAUGAACCUGGCCAAGCGGCCUCGCUUCGACUCGUGGAGCGGCGGCGGCGGCGGCGGCAACGGCAGCGGCGCGGGCUUGCACGGCGCCGCCCUGGACAGCCACCUCUCGCCCUCCGCCGCCUACCCGGGGCUGCCGGGAGACUUCACGCCGCCGGGCCCCGAGAGCUUCCCGCCGCCGCCCGGGCCUCCCCUCCAGCCGCCGCCGGGCGCUGACCACCAGGCGGCCUUGCAGCAGCAGCAGCAGCAGCAGCGCCAGAACGCCGCCCUGAUGAUCAAGCAGAUGGCCGCCUCUCGCAACCAGCAGCAGCAGCAGCAGCAGCGCCUCCGCCCGCCCAGCCUGCAGCAGCUGGGCCACCACCAGCACCACCACGGCCACCACCACGGCCACCAGCACCACCACCAGCACCACGGCGAGCCCGCGUUCGAGGCGCAGGAGGGCGCUUGGUUCCCGGCCCCGCACCCCUCCGCGGCCCCGGCGGGCGCAGGGGACUUGCUCUUCCGGCCCGGGGUAGGCGGGAUGCCGGGCUUGCCAGAGCCGCCGCUUCGGAUGCCGUCGGGGGGCGAAGGGCACGCGCCGUCCCCGGGCAGCCUCCAGGGCCAGUUCGGCCUCAGCCCGCCCUCGGAGCGCAGGCCGGGGCCGCCGGACUUCGCCGGGCAGCAGGGCUUCCCCUUCGGCGCUGCCAGCCGCCAGGCCACCCCGCACAGCGCCUCGCCCGGCUCCUACGGGCCCCCGACGGACUUCCAGUCCUCCGGGCCCCCUCCGCAGUCGCAGCCCCGGCCCCCUCCGGCCAGCAGCAAGCUGGGCGCGCUGUCGCUGGGCUCCUUCCCCAAAGGCAGCGGCGUCGGGGGGCCGCCCGGGGCGGGCGGGGGCGGGGGCGGCGCUGGCCCCAAAGAGAGCAGCGGCCUCUUCGGGCAGAGCUGCCUGGCCGCCCUCUCCACCGCCUGCCAAAAUAUGAUCGCCAGCCUGGGCGCCCCCAACCUCAAUGUCACCUUCGGCAAGAAAGGCGCGCCGUCCGCUGUAGCUGGUGGCGUCGGGGCGGGCGGCGAGGGUGCCAAGCGCAGCAAGCUCAGCCCGGCGGAACUGCCGGAGCCAGGCAGCGCGGGGCCCCAGCCGCCCCCUCCGCCCCCGCCAGCCCCGGGCGAGAGCGGCUUGUCCCCCAACUACUCCCCCGGGCCAGGCCCUGAAGCCAAGGCGGGAGGCGGGCGGGGCAGGGGGCGCAGGAAACGGGACAGUGGGCACGUGAGCCCGGCAGCCGGCGGUGGCGGCAGUGGCUUCUUUGACAAGUACGGCCCAGCGGCUGGGGUGGAGGCCGGCAGCCCCGGCCAAGGUGGCGAGCGAGGAGGCGGCGGCGGCGGGAACACCCCACACCUGCACGAGCCUCACAAGGCGCUGAGCUCCCCACCUUCCACCUGGGCCAAAGGCGGAGGCGCUGACCUUCUCUUGCCUCCGCCGCCGCCCCCGGAGCAGCCCGAGCUCCUUCCCUCCCUGGACAAGGCGGACUCCUGCUCCCCCCGCAGUGGAGGCGACUUCCCUGAUGAGGCUGGCAACGAGGACGAGGUGUCAUCGAGUUCUGACAACCAGCUGGUUAAAGGUUGCCCUGCGGGCCGCAGCCCGCUACAGCCCCGUGCAGGGGACCACGCGCUGCUGAACGGACAGAAGGCCGCCUUGGCCCAACUCGGCCUGCACGGCGGCAGCAACUCUACCUCCAGCCCCGACAGUUACGGCAGCGGCGGCCCUCCCACCACUGGCCCGGUGCAAGACGAGAUCCACCCGCUGGAGAUCCUUCAGGCUCAGAUCCAGCUGCAGCGGCAGCAGUUCAGCAUCUCCGAGGACCAGCCGCUGGGCCUCAAGAGCUCCAAGAAGCCCCCCGACGGCGGCCCCACAGGAGGAGGCCAGAACGGUGACAGCGGAGAGCUGAGCAGCUGCUGUGCCGCGGGUGAAAGCGGCAAGGGCGCUAUGAGCACCAUCGACCUGGACUCGCUGAUGGCCGAGCACUCCGCCUCCUGGUACCUGCCCGGCGACAAGGCCCUCCUGGAAGGACAGGACGAGGACAAGGCCCUGGCGCCCUGGGAGAAGGCCAAGCCGCCCAACCCCAGCAAAGAAGCCCACGACCUCCCCCCGAGCAAGACCUCAGCCACGGCACAGACUGGCAGCCACUUGCAGUGUCUUUCUGUCCACUGCACAGAUGACAUGGGUGAGGCAAAGGGCCGGACUGCGGUGCCGACAUGGAGAUCCCUGCACUCGGACAUCUCCAACAGAUUUGGGACUUUCGUGGCUGCCCUCACUUGAAGAAGAAGGAAAAGAAGAAGGAAAAGAAGAAAAAGGAGAAGAAGAAGGGGGAAAAGGAAUUAUUUUUUCUUUUCUUUUUAUGUUUAAAGGGCCGCUCCUGCUAGUUGGACUAUUUUUCUAGGUUGGUACCUGCUUAGCGGCAUAGAGACUGGAAAGGGUUAAUUUAAAAUAAACUCACCUUAUUUGGUUUUUUAAAUCUCCCACCCAGGUAUGUUACUACUGCUGUCCCUUCUGCAGUUGGCCCGUGUUCUGUAAAAUGCGCCUACUCGAAAGAUUGGUACCCGCAACUCAGAUUUUGGCAUACAUUGCUUAGUUGAGGCCUUUUCCAUCUCUGUGCAUAUCAUCGUAAGACAAGAUGGGUUUACUUUCUACACAUUUCCCCCCCCCUCCUUUUGUCCCAUGCUGAUUAAAAUGGAAAUCCCAAGGAAAAGCAUCAGGAGUAAAUGCCCCCUUGAAGUGAAAUUGCUACCCUAAAACCACCAAGCGACAGCGAGCUGCUGCUUUCGUCCAUCCUCUGCAAGCCGAGCCGUUAAUGCUCAAUCAAGGAUUCAGUCUAUGCUUUGUCUUUCCAGAGAGAGAAAGCGGGGAGGGUUGCGGGGGGGGGGGGGAGAACGCAAGCUGCUCUCCCCCUCCCUCUCUCCCUCCCCCACCACCUGUUCCUGCUGCUCAGUUUCCCCCCCCCCCCCCCAUCACAAAGCCUCCUCCCCUAUUCUUCUUGAACAGCAGGGUGGGCAGGCGAAGUCUCUCGCCAAAGCAGGGGAAAGAACCACAUCUCAAUGGCAGCUUCACUCUAAACGCUCCGAUUCUUCCAUCUCGCCAAAGACCCAUUUGAUAGUGGAGUGUCCUUCCCUCCUCCCCACGCCUCUCCUGGCAAUGCUGGCCACCUCGGGGGGGGGGGGGAUGGGGAGGAGGGGGGAGAUGGAGGAAAGGGAGGCAGGGUCAAGUCUCAGCUUGAUAUUGUUCCCGGUUUUGUGGCCAGUAUAGCUUUGUUAACGGUCUUGUAUUGUUUUUUGUUUUUUUAAACUGAAACAGAUUCCCCCCCCCCUUAAAAGAAGUCCUACAGAAGUUCUACUCUGGCAUCAUGUGGAGCAGGUCUGAAGUAGCAGAGGGCAGGAGAGCGUUCAGCAUUCUCUAAGUUUGGGCAGGGCAGGGCAGGAUAGGUUUGCGUUGUGCUUCCACCUGUGGCAGGUGCUCAUUCGUCUUGCUGAAACUGGGCAGGUGCUGCGCUCCGUUCACAGGAAGGCAGCUCUGCCAGAAGGCACUAGUUUCAUUGGGCAGAGUGGUUUUUGAGACGUUGGGUGGUGGCAGCUGGAAGUCAAGUGACUUUGGGCAGGUUUAAAGCAAGCCGUCUGAUCCUUGGCUUUCAGCCUACGGGGCCCAGUUUGUAAAGGGAAAUCACUGCCAUGGAAAAUCAUAAAAAGAGAUUGCCAGUGUGUUGCUUCCCUCCCACCCCCUUUGAAAGUCACGGGUACUGUUGAGCAGUUUGAUUACAGCACUCAGCAAUAUGAGAGUUGCUAGUCUUGGCUUUUGGGAGUGAGCAAGUGUGUGUGUGUGUGUGUGUGUGUGUGUGUGUGAGAGAGAGAGAGAGAGAGAGAGAGAGAGAGAAUUAGAAAAGUCUCCUCUGUGGUCUGAGGCUUUAGAAACCACUAUGCCAAAAAAAAAAAAAGGUUUAAAAGGCCAAAUGAGAUUUAUGAAACCACUUUAAUGAUUUGGGUGCUUGAUAUAUACUCCACAUUUCCUUGUUUUCCAGUUCCUUCUGCUUCCACCCAUGUGCUUCAAGGACAGUGUCUCUGUCAGUCUCUCUCUCUCUCACACACACACACGUACACAUUUGCUCACUCUACAAGGGAAGCCACUUUGCCCCUCCUUGCAAGCUAGUGCUGCUUUGGAACAGAAGAAUAGGACUAAAGAUGAGUUUCUGCUAGGCCGGAAAGACUGCCGGAU